Molecule: messenger RNA, 1017 nt
Organism: Pocillopora meandrina
Lineage: Eukaryota; Metazoa; Cnidaria; Anthozoa; Scleractinia; Pocilloporidae
Source: the annotation of a GenBank genome assembly
AUGUUUGCAGACAACGAAGCUCAGCUAAAUCGAAGUAAAAUGUUCACUUUGCAGUUAGCAACGAGAACAAAAGCCGAGAUUUUCACAGAACUGGUUGUGUUUCUGUUAGUAGGUUUAAUCGGCGUCUGCGGAAAUUUUCUUGUACUCCUGGUCAUAAGCCUGACUCCAUCGCUAAGAACUAUCUCUAACUUUUAUGUAGCUUCUCUGAGUGCGAUGGAGUUAUUGUUGUCAUUAUCCCUCUGGAUUUUCAUCCCCGAGGUAGUACUAAAAGGAAAGUGGACAUUUGGUGACGCUCUCUGCCAAUUUUUAGGAUUCAUUACUGCCAUGUUAGCCACAGGUUCCAUUUAUUCCAUGGCCCUAAUUGCAAUCAAUCGAUAUUUCCUCAUGGUAAAAUCGAACCUUCAUCGCAAGUACUUUACAAAGAGGAACGCUUACAUAUCGAUCGCUGUGUCAUGGAUCUUGGCUGGAAAUUUUCCUGUGUCUUACAUGUUUCUCGGCAACAAGUUUAAAUUUCAUCCCGGAAAGGGAGUCUGUAUCUUUGAUGUGACGAAGCUGAAUCUGGUGCACGCUUUUUUGACAGGUUUCUUUAACAUUCAGCUUCCAUAUCUUAUCAUUUCUUGUUGUUAUUUCAAGAUUUACCAAAGAGUGAAAGAACACAACGCAUUACUGAGACACAGUGGAGGUGGAAAUGGAAGUGGCAGCGGAAUUUCAGCGAAGGAAAUUAAAGUAACAAAACUUUUGUUUGCUAUCGUGCUGAGUUACACGAUUUGCUGGACGCCAUUUUAUGUCAUCGAUUUAGCUGGAGUAUUUCUUGGCCAAUAUUUCGCUCCUCGCCUUGUUUACGUGUUUUAUAGCAUUGUUAUUGGUAGCACUACCGCCAUCAGCCCGAUAAUAUAUGGAGUUUUCAACAGAGAGCUCAAAGGCGAAAUCGUAAAACUUUCAAAAUCUAAAUGCUGUUGCUUUUGCAAUAAAUUCAAAGUUGGAGUUCCUGUGACAACCUCAAAUAGGCGUCCAUGA